AUGUUCGCCCGCGCGCGCGCCCUCGCCCUCACCGGCGCCGCGGCCGCGACCGCGACGAUGCCGCUCGUCUCGCACGCGCGCGCGCGCGACGACGCGCGACGCGUCGCGCGCGCGCCGCCCCACGACGCGCGCGAGCUCCUGCUCGUCCAAGCCGUCUUCAGACACGGCGACCGCACGCCCAUCGCCGGCCUCGGCGCCGGACUCGAGGACCUCGAAGAGACGUGGCGACGAUUACUGCCGUCCGCGGCGGACGAAGAGCGGCUGCGUCGGCUCGCGCGCGUGCGGUCGGAGAUGGAGGCGACGUGCGUCCCGCGAGGCGCCGGCGGUUGGGAGGGACGGCUGACGACGCGAGGCGCGACGCAGAUGCGAGCGUUCGGACGAGAGAUCAUACGAGAGUGGUUGAUCGCGCAAGAGUUUUUGUCGAACGAUUUCGCGCGCGCGGUGGCGAAAGGAGAGGUGAAGGUGCGGUCGACGGCGGCGUCGAGGUGCGUGGCGAGCGCGGCGAACGCGCUCGCGGGCGGAUGGCCGGAUGCGUGGGAAAACGGUGGUGGAGGCUCGCCUUUGAUCAUCGAGGUUCGAGAGAAAGAGCGAGAGACGAUGUUUCCGAAACCGGGAUCGGCGUGCGAUAGGCUGAGUGAGGUAUUUCGAGGCGCGAUGGCGUCGAACGACGAAAAGUUUACGCACGACGAGACGUUGGCUCGCUUGCGCGAGUCGAUCGAAACGGCGCGGGAGAAAAAGGCGGGGUUGCUGGAAGUAUGGGACCCACUGCAAUGUCGCAUCAAUCACGAUUUGCCCCUGCCGCGCGGCGUGACGAAAGAUCAAGUGCGGUCUUUGUUGACGAUGAUGGAGGACAGACAUUUCGCGACGUUCACGAGCCCGCUCGCGAACGGCAUCAUGGGUACGCAACUGCUCCGUGAAAUUUGCGAAGAAAUGGGCGAACACGGCGGAAAAGUCAAGCUAAGUCUUUACGCGGGUCAUGAUUCGACGAUCAUGGCGCUCUUCUCCGCGCUCGGGACGCUCGGAUCGACGCUCACGACGUGGCCGCCUACGGGAAGUUCGUUGAUUUUCGAGACGUGGCGCAUGAAGGAUGGAUCCGUCGGCGUGCGCGCGGUGUAUAACGGCGAGCCUAUGGCGUUGACGCCGAAAUCGCGCGAACGCGAUGGAUUGACCUCGUACGCGGACUUCAAGGCGUACGUGAAGACGCGCGUGCCGGAAGACUACGUCGCCGCUUGCAAACUCUAGUUUAUCCUUCUCGUUGUCGCUAUCUUAUUUCUUGCUAUUGAAUGUGUUGCUAUUUCUUU
This is a messenger RNA of Ostreococcus lucimarinus CCE9901, 1301 nucleotides long. RefSeq lists its product with no specific name. The transcript has a single exon. Gene Ontology annotation, molecular function: phosphatase activity. Lineage: Eukaryota; Viridiplantae; Chlorophyta; Mamiellophyceae; Mamiellales; Bathycoccaceae. Bases 1 to 1242 code for a protein of 413 amino acids. The record is from RefSeq and is a predicted model, not a curated record. Gene Ontology annotation, biological process: dephosphorylation.